GGAUCCAAAUUUGUUUGUUUUAUUAAAUGGAUACAGUUCUCAUUUCUACGAGUGUCUUAAUACUGUAAUGUCAAGAUAUUAGAACAGAAAAAUGGCCAAAUCAAAAAUCGCGAAACGAGAAGAAGUACGUCUGAAGGAAGAACUGCAAACAAAAGAGGGAGAUAUCCCAGUACCUACUCCUCCCGAUGGAGGAUAUGGAUGGGUUAUAGUAUUCGCUUCGUUUAUAUGUAAUACAGUAGGAGAUGGAAUUGCGUUUGCCUUCGGUCUUGUACUACCUUAUCUUGUAGAAUAUUACGGCGAAUCUAAAGGAAAAACGGCAUGGGUAGGAUCUAUUCUGACAGGAUUCCAAAUGGGGGCAGGACCUUUAGUUAGUGCAGUAGCUAAUAAAUAUGGAUGUCGUACUGCUUGUUUAAUAGGUUGUUUUUUGGCUUCCAGUUCUGUAGCUCUCUCAACUGUAUGUCCUUCUAUACCAGUUAUGAUGUUAGUUUACGGAUGCUUCGGAGGAAUAGGCUUCAGUUUUAUCUACAUACCAGCCGUGGUAAUGGUUGGAUAUUAUUUCGAAACGAAAAGAUCAUUAGCUACCGGUUUAGCUGUUUGUGGAACUGGAGUCGGAGCUUUCGCUUUGGCUCCUCUGGUAACUUCAUUAUUAAAAAACUAUGGAUGGAAAACUACCAAUUUUUGUUUGGCUGGAAUCACGUUAAGCUGCUCGAUAUUUGCCAUGCUGAUGAAGCCUUUGGUUUAUGAAAACAAGAAUGUAACUGUCGAAGAUGUACUGAGAGUACGAACUAGUGAGGGAAAUGUAUCAAACCCAGCAGUAUACAAUUCUACACUUUCAAUAACAAAGAGGAAAGGAAGCGUAAGCUUACAGCCUCUUUCAAGAAAGGAUGUUCUAUAUACAGGAUCUGUACAGAAUCUCAAAGAAUUUCAAUCUAGAGCCUCGUUGGCCGAUUACAGACAUAGUGUCCACAGUAUUCAGAGGAUAAAAAAGCAAAAACCAAAAUCUGAAAAUUGUUGCAGUUUAUCCGAAUUAGCUGGUCUAGUAGAUGUUAGUUUAUUAAAAGAUGCAACUUUCUUAAUACUAGCUGCUGCUACGGUGUUUGUCAUGAUAGCGUUUUACAUUCCUCUAGUAUUUCUAAUCGAACUAGGGAAAACAAAAGGUAUAGAUGAAACUCAAGGAUCAAUGUUUAUAUCAAUAAUAGGCAUCACCAAUAUAAUUGGACGUAUUGGUGUUGGAUUCAUAGCAGAUUUUCCCAGCGUUAAUAAUUUACUUGUUAAUAACAUUUGCCUAGUUAUGGGAGCUGUUUCGGUAGCAUUGAUGCCACUAUGUCCUAAUUUUACAUCUCUAGCAGUUGCAUCUCUCUUCUUUGGAUUCGCCACAGCUGGAUAUAUGUCGCUGACUUCCAUAAUUUUAGUGGAGUAUUUAGGACUGGAUAAACUUACAAACGCUUUCGGAAUGUUGAUGAUGUUUAGAGGAGUAGCGGCAGCUAUCGGUUCCCCCAUAGCAGGAACCUUGUACGAUAUCACGAAUACAUACAAUAUACCAUUUUUUGUCGGUGGUGCGGGUUUCGCUAUUGCAGCUUUUAUCAGUAUGUUGACUCCUUGCGUCAGAAAAAAAACAGAGGAAGUUAACGAUUUCGAUGGAGAAGCUUUAACACCAAUUAACGCAAAAAAUAGGAAUAAUUUCUAACAUAGUAUUUGAAGUUUUUCCAUUCUUUUAUUUUUGAGUACAUUAUGUUCUUAUCAACUAGUGAAUAAUUAAUUUGACAACAGCUGUUUUGUCACAAACGGUUUUAUUUACUUAGGAAAUUCGUGAAAUCUUUAUUAACAGUCAUUUUUGUAAAUAUUUAUCAAUUUAAAUGAUUGUAUCUUCAAAAUCAUAUAUAAAAAAUAAGAUUAGAAAAUUUUUUACUUGUCAAUCGAAAUACUAGAGGUUAUUGACAUAGAAAAGGUCACGGCUCAAGUCUGAUUUGAUGAAAACUUUUACACACAUUUUGACCUAUAUCAAGAUUUCUAUUUUAUCCAUUUCGAAAUCGAUAAUACAGAAUAAUGUAAAACAUAUUGGAAAACAUAGAAAUCUUCAAAAUUUCACCCAAUCUACACAGAGUCAUCUACUGGAUAUAUUUAUUAACAUAGAAACGGAUGCUAAUUCCAAAAGGUAACUGCCCACGUCGUAUCGGAUGAAAAUAAAAAUUUCUGUUUUAUCAUUUGCAGAAACGAUAAUACAGAAUACUGUAAAGCUUGUGGGAAAAUAUAGAAAUCUUCUAAAUUUUACUCAAUCGAUUCAAAGCAACGUUUUUGUUGCUGGAAUAUCAUUAAUGGAAGUUUCCGCUGGAACUCAGAUGCAAAUCGGUAACGUAGUGAGAGAAUUAUUGAUUAUAGAGGGUGAAGUAUCUGUUUAUAUUAGAAAUAUCUGUCAAAAAGUGUUAAACGAAGAUGGCGACACAUUAGCAGCAGGGAAAAUUUCUUUUAGGUUAUGUUCUUUACUUUAUUUCGUACAACGUAAGUCGCUGACAUUUUUAACAAUAAACUGCUUGAGGAAAAAUUGAUAUUUUCAAUUUUUUUUAACAAGACACACCUCAGUUCAUCUACAAUUGCUACAUUCAUUCUAUACUCAUUGUGUAUACCAGCGUCAUUGUGGAAAGUUUUUGAAAGGUUAUUUAUGGUAUACAGCUGGACAGUUUUUCAGCUUCUUUAUCAUAAGAGAUAUUCCUCCGUUCCUCUACUCUCCAAACGCAAAUUUUUAUGUAUUAAGUAAUUUGAAAAAAUAGAUGUUUAUGUCAAAAUGGCGGCUGUGGGUCAAGCUAUAGAUUUUCCUAUGUACCAGUGUUAGCUUUUCUUUGUUUUUCCGGUAGUAUUUUUAUGGUGCUAAGAAUAUUCCACAGAUACUUUUUAGAUUUGCUUCAAUGAAACUAAUACAGUUGGAACUGAGUAUAUUUACAGUUUUAAGUCAGCCUGCAACCAAGGUUUCAAGCAAUAAGUACUUUCCAAGGUAGCAAAGUGACAAUCCAGUAGCAGCGGAAAGCUUUAGGUUAAUUUAACCCUUUCACAUUAUAUAAAAAGAACUUUAGUCAGAAUCCUGUUCAUUUUUCGAUAUAUUAGCUUUUCACAUUAUUUUUACGCUAAGGAAAACACUGUAUAGUCGAAAAAAGCCAACAAAGCCACGUAAAUAGCUUCGCAAACCACAAAGAAACUUACGGCAACGGCAUUUGUUUACCCCACGGCGGCUAUUUUUAAUUGAACAUCAACUGUUUCGAAUAAUUCGUUAGUUUAUACAAUUAUAUAGCAAUGUUAUUCUUCUUUUUCCUAUAACUUAUGUUUUACGUAUUCGUUCAAAUUACGAAAUUGACGACAUCUGUUGAAUUUCUUUCAAAUUUUAAUAGAGGUGAACAAUAAAGCCAGAAUAAGAACCAGUUUUGUUGUUUUAUAGAUAAUAUUCCUGUUUAAAGUGACCAAUAAAAUUCUUGUACACAU
Messenger RNA from Diorhabda sublineata, 3471 nucleotides. Its product is annotated as monocarboxylate transporter 2-like. Gene Ontology annotation, molecular function: monocarboxylic acid transmembrane transporter activity. Bases 92 to 1687 code for a protein of 531 amino acids. Gene Ontology annotation, biological process: transmembrane transport; monocarboxylic acid transport. The transcript is spliced from 7 exons. The record is from RefSeq and is a predicted model, not a curated record. Lineage: Eukaryota; Metazoa; Arthropoda; Insecta; Coleoptera; Chrysomelidae.